Molecule: messenger RNA, 2222 nt
Organism: Scylla paramamosain (green mud crab)
Lineage: Eukaryota; Metazoa; Arthropoda; Malacostraca; Decapoda; Portunidae
Product: nucleolar protein 9-like
Exons: 13
Coding region: 85-2031 (648 amino acids)
Biological process (GO): ribosomal small subunit export from nucleus; endonucleolytic cleavage to generate mature 5'-end of SSU-rRNA from (SSU-rRNA, 5.8S rRNA, LSU-rRNA); endonucleolytic cleavage in 5'-ETS of tricistronic rRNA transcript (SSU-rRNA, 5.8S rRNA, LSU-rRNA)
Cellular component (GO): 90S preribosome; preribosome, small subunit precursor; nucleolus
Molecular function (GO): RNA binding
Source: RefSeq, a predicted model, not a curated record
UUGAAUUAGAAGAAGAAGCCGUUGCCAAGGCGAAAUGGGGAAGCGGCGAGGCAACACGUGUCGUCUGCAGCAGGAGUCAGGAUCAUGGCGCACGUGGAUCGCAAAGGUAAACACAAAAAGAAAAACAACUUUUUACGACAAGCUAAACGUCAUGGGAAGAAAGGCAGCUAUGGCAAAGGAAGAAGACUUUCGGAAGAAGAGUAUAGUUAUUACAUGAAAGUGUUUGAACAACUUAAACAUCUCAAAGGCGAGGAGAAAGAAAUACUUAUAAGAAAUUUUAUCCGUGAGUUAGAGCAAGGUGGUCAGCAGCGCAGUCUGGCAAGCAAUCAGAUUGUUUCUCGCAUCCUUGAUGAUGCACUUCCACAUGCUGACCUUGUGCAAGUCUUGGCAAUGAAUAAUAUCUUUGCUGAGGAUUUGCGAGCCAUGUGUGUGGAUCCCUAUGCUUCUCAUGUUCUGCAGACUUUACUCACACUUGCAUUAAAGUAUGCUCAGAAAGGAGCAGUGCAGAAGCGCCAUGAAGAAAAUGAAGAAGGAAAUGAGGAAAAAGAAUUACUGAUUCAUGUGUCAGCUGACCAAAGACAAGAAUUCUCUACCUUUCUUGACAAGGUCGGAAGAUUUAUCUAUAAUAACUUGGAAGAUUUUGUGAGCCACACUUAUGCCAGUCAUGUAGUGAGAUCAGUGCUGGAAGUCUGCUCAGGUGUUGAAGUUCAGCAUUCUGUAAGGAGUAGCCAACGUUCACAGACUAGCCAUGCACUCUGCAAAGAAGACAAGAUCUUGGCUGUUCCACCCACAGUCAAGCAAGUCUUGUUGAAUAUUGCUGUAAGAUUUACAAGACUGCCAGAUCUCAUAGAAAUAAUGAGCACAGAGUGUGGAUCAGCAGUUCUUCAGUCUCUGUUAUCUGUAUUGAAACAUGGGGAUCCAGAUCAGUGUGCAGCUGUUGUGACUCAUCUCAUACAGCAUGGACUUCCAGGAAUAGAAAACUGGUAUAUAGAGAACCCUGAUGAUGCUGAAACGCCUGAUCUGCCUCCACUGUUCCAGGAUGGUCCUACCACACGCCUGCUGGAGGUCAUGUUGACAUGUUGUAGCAGUGAACAGCAGAAAAAUAUUUUCCAGCGGUACUUUAAAGGUAAAAUAAAGAUUCUUGUUCAACACCGAAUGGGAAAUUUUGCUGUCCAGCGUCUCCUUUCAUCAUGGAUUGAUAAAGAAACAUUUGAAGAAGUGUUUGAAGAGAUGAGUGAAACAUUGGUAUCAGCACUGAGUUCCCAGCACCAAGGUGUAAUCCAUGCCCUUGCCUCAGCUUGCCAAAGACUCAACACCAGACAGGCCUCAUGCAUGAAGUCCUUGAUUGAUCUCCUAGAAUGCAGUGAACCAGGCAAGCCACAAGAAAUAUUUGCUUUGCUUGUGCUUCGUAUGUUGCCUUUCCCAGAGUAUCGGGCCAAGCAGGAUGAAGGCACUCUUCCUUCUGUCUCCCUCCAAGGUGCUCUUACUCUGCAGGAACUCCUAAAUUUCAGCAAACCCAUUAAGGUGGUGAAUAGUCUGUUGGUAAUAAAUCCCGAGGAGCUGCAAUCAAUGGGAUGUGAUCCGCGGGGCUCACAUGUGGUGGAUGCUUUUGUCAACAGCUCCAGUGUCAGUGCCAAGAACAAAGAAAAACUUGUUUAUAGAUUCAAGGGAUACUACACUGCCAUGGCCUGUUCCAAGCAUGGGUCACGGGUGUUAGAGGCUUUAUGGAAGGUGGCCAGCAUGAAGGCCAAGACUCAAGUUUGCAAUGAAUUAAUAGCAGAUGAACUCAAGCUUAAAGAUAAUCUUUUUGGCAGAAUUAUUUUCAAAAAUUUCCAGCUUAACAUGUUUAAGAGAGGAGACAAGUCAGACUGGCAGCAAGUAAUAGAUCAAACAGAGAAGAAAAGAAAAAUGUUUGUUGACUUGCUCAAUGAAGAUAAAGGGGAGUUAAAAGAAAAGAAGCACAAAAAGAAAAGGAAAGUGGAUACUGUUGAAGAUAGUAUAUUUAUAGAUACAUCAGGUGCCGACAUUUAGUUUACUCUGUGCUGAUGCUUCCUUAUAAUGAGGUACAAUCUCACCAUUACUCCACUUGACAUAUUAUCACCUGGAGCUGUGGGACACGACAGUUAACAUCAUUCCUGCUCUGAAUCUUCCUGUAGACUUGUGCUGCUCACUUCCUCACAGAGUAAGGUGUCUUUUUUUUCAUAUUAAAGGAUUGCCUUUUU